AUGCCGCCUCCGUUAAAGAUGGCGAAAACGCCCUCAAAGAAAGUCGCUGCUGACUCACUUAGUCGAGCACCAGUGCCGUCCUCGCCUUUCUGGCACUGUGUAGGCGGAAGCCUCUGGUGGCGCCACUACUGCCCUGAGGCGCGAACGCGCUUCUACGGGCCUUCUCAGUCUCCGAACCCCGAGUCGAAGGAGCGUGACCGGCUGGCCCCCUCCAGUGAGCCUGCGCCAAGCGAACCCACCCGCGGCGUCACUGGAGUAUCAGCUUUGCUUACUGGUUACAAGCGCACCGUGCGUAAUUCCACUGAUCAGCCAGACUGCUGUGCUCUCGGGGAUGAAGACGAGUGCCCGCUCAAAGUAUGGAACCCCCGUCGGCUCUGUGCACGCGUGGAUCUUGGCAUGGAUCCUGCUGGAUCUUCCGGGCCAACCGAGAAGCAAGACUAUUCAGCUGUUGGUGCCGACCGCCGUGAGAUCGGAUGCGCUGGUAUCGCCUUGUUUGACAUGGAUGGGACCCUUAUCACGACAAAAAGUGGGAAAAAGUUCCCGCAGAGCUCGAGCGACUGGAAGUUGCUCCAUCCAUCUCAUAUAGUACAGAAGAUGAAGUACUUAGUGGACGAGGGAUACCACGUCGUCGUGCUCUCGAAUCAACUUGGCGUUCAGAAAGGUCACACGGCGUUAGCGUCGCUAACUGAGAAGUGUGACAGUCUCCAGGAGGCGCUCAGCGUGCCUGUAACGAUCUGCCUUGCAGUUGAUGACGACCUUUUCCGGAAACCAAGGACGGCGGCGGCGUCGUUCAUAUUUGGUGACCUUGUUUCGCAUCUGCACCGCACGAAAUGCUGUGUCAGCUGGCAUGAACUGUGCGUAACACAGGGUUCUGGGGGAUCGUGGAGCUUCCGCCGACAGCGGCUGUCGGCAUAUCCCCCGGUGUUUUACGUGGGGGACGCAGCUGGCAGGCUAGGCGACUGCACAGGUGCGGCUGCUACCGACAAGCGCGCAGGUCAGAGGGCAAAAGGCAGUGGAAACGCAAAGGGGAAAGCAAAAGACCACAGUGCGGCGGACUUGAAAUUCGCGCUGAACGUCGGAGUACCCUUCUUCACUCCGGAGCAGUUUUUUCUCGAACUGGAGGAAGCGGCUCCACCACUGAUUGCUCAUAUCACAGGGCGUACCGUAGUCGAGGGUUCAUCACGUCGCGGGUGGAGUCGCCAAGUCCUCCAGCGGGAGGAAUGCGCAACGCAUGCCAGCGGUGUACAAUCAAUGACAAGUUCUACCGCAGGGCGGGCAGGAGCUGAUCGAACCGGUUCUGCCUCAGUCUAUGCCGUGCCUGUUAAAGCCUCCAGAGGCCCUGCCACUAACCCGCCUGCGAAGUCUCACCCGUUCGACCCAUUUGUCUUGUUGAAAUCAGGAAGUGAAAAGCCGCAGACGACGCGCGAGCAUGUUUGCAGGUUACGGAGUUCUCAAAGUACUUGCUUGUCGGCCGGAGACAGUCGGCCUGCUGCUUCGGGAGGGAAAGUGGCAGCGGCUAACGAUGGCGUGGAGGACUCCGAGGGAAAGAUAGCAAGUUCGUCGUCUACGUCAAUUGCAAAAUUGGCCGAGGGGGGACCCGAGCGGCCAGUCACACAGCCGGAACUUGUCAUUCUUGUCGGCGCACCAGGCAGCGGAAAGAGCACGUUGGCGGAAACUGUGUUCGCAGACUACACUUGCAUUCGCCAAGAUGAUCUGAAGACACAGAAAAAGUGUCUCAACGCGUGUGAAGCCGCUCUCGCACAAAAGCACAACGUUGUCGUAGAUAUGCAGAAUGCCACGCGCCAAACACGUGAUCCGUACAUCAAGCUCGCGAAAGGACUUGGCACUCAUCGCGUCCGGUGCGUGGUUCUUAACUGGCCAAAAGAAAUGUGCAAGCACAUGAACACGUACCGCACUCUGGUGGGACGCGAGAGGGUCAAGCGACUGCAAAGUCGUCUCUCCUCGGCUUCUGAAGCCGAUGCGAGCCCGACCCAAAGGCCAAGCACACGGUUCCGGACGGAAUCCGUUCCAUCGUUCGUUCUAGAGAACUUUUACAGGCAAGUUGAGCUGCCAUCCAUUGAGGCGGAAGGCGUGGAUGAUGUUGUAAUGUUCGACGAUACUGAACGCCACUUCGUCUGGGAAAACUUUUCAAAUGAAGAUGAGCGGGAGCUGUUCUUCUCGUUUCUCGAUUGA
Molecule: messenger RNA, 2193 nt
Organism: Besnoitia besnoiti
Lineage: Eukaryota; Apicomplexa; Conoidasida; Eucoccidiorida; Sarcocystidae
Product: polynucleotide kinase 3 phosphatase
Exons: 2
Coding region: 1-2193 (730 amino acids)
Biological process (GO): DNA repair
Molecular function (GO): ATP-dependent polydeoxyribonucleotide 5'-hydroxyl-kinase activity; polynucleotide 3'-phosphatase activity; double-stranded DNA binding
Source: RefSeq, a predicted model, not a curated record